This is a messenger RNA of Papaver somniferum (opium poppy), 1228 nucleotides long. Its product is annotated as putative rRNA methyltransferase YqxC. Gene Ontology annotation, molecular function: methyltransferase activity. The record is from RefSeq and is a predicted model, not a curated record. Lineage: Eukaryota; Viridiplantae; Streptophyta; Magnoliopsida; Ranunculales; Papaveraceae. Gene Ontology annotation, biological process: methylation. The transcript has 8 exons. Bases 336 to 974 code for a protein of 212 amino acids.
UUUGUGUAUUUUGAUUGGAUAUUGGAUAAUGUUUUAAUGGGGGUGUUUACAAUGACAUGGGUGAAAACCCAGAUGAGAAAUCAUCCAGUGAGAACUUAUGCUGCUGUUUCAAAGUAUGGAAAGCUUCAAUUAGGAGUGAAAUUUGUGUAAAUAUUGGAAUAUGUAAAAUUGAAACUUGAGGAAAAUGAGGCUGGAUGAAGUUUGUCUUGAAAGAUUUCAACAAUAUAGUUGAACCUAUAUACAGUCUUGGAUCAUACAAGGCAAAGUAAUUGUUGAUGGAAAAGUUGUAAAUAAGGCUGGAACGCAGAUUCCUGAGAAAGCAGUUGUAGAAAUAAAUGCGGAAAUCCCAAAAUAUGUAUGGGAGGCACAAGUUAGAAGCAGCAAUUGAACAGCUAAAUGUUGAUGUUGCCGGAAAAGUAGCUCUAGAUGCAGGGUUGUCAACUGGGGGAUUCACUGAUUGCUUGCUCCAGUAUGGAGCGUCAUUUGUUUAUGGAGUUGAUGUAGGAUAUGGACAGGUGGCAGAAAAAGUACGUCGAGAUGAACGUGUCUCUGUUAUAGAGAGAACAAAUUUGAGAUAUCUUACUGAACUCCCACAAAAAGUGAAGGUGGACUUGGUAACUUUGGACCUCUCGUUCAUCUCCAUCCUCCUGGUGAUGCCUGCUAUAGUCAAACUCAUGAAAGAUGAAGCAACAUUAGUUACCCUGGUUAAGCCUCAAUUUGAGGCUCGAAGAUCCCAGGUCGGAGGAGGUGGUAUAGUGAGAGAUCCCCUAGUCCAUAAAGAGGUUCUUGAUCGGAUUACCAAAGGCAUUGAAAGUUUUGGGUUCUGCAGCAAAGGGUGGAUUGAGUCUCCUCUUAAGGGUGCUGAGGGUAACACUGAAUUCUUGGUUUGCUUUCACAGAACAACAGCUAUUAAGAAGAUGGCAGAGGCAGAACAACCAUCAGCUGCAAACCUUGAAUUUGAUCCAAACCUGUAAUUGACAUGCGUUUUAUAUUCUAAUGAGCACGGAUGCUCAGUUUCUAAUAGUGAGAGAAAAGAGCACCCAGAAUGUAAAAUUGCAACUAGUUUUGAUUCUCAUAGGGUCAGGGACCUCAGGGCUGGAUUUGAAAGCAGCUUUUACUGGGAAAAAAUAUUUUACUAUAGCAUUGUAAUUGAUUUUUUAGUUUCAUAACUGAGAAAUAAGUAAAUACAGGUAGCUUAAUUUAUGAACAUGCGGAACACAGAUUGGCA